Molecule: messenger RNA, 1591 nt
Organism: Arachis ipaensis
Lineage: Eukaryota; Viridiplantae; Streptophyta; Magnoliopsida; Fabales; Fabaceae
Source: RefSeq, a predicted model, not a curated record
AUUGUUUAACGCAAAAAUUAUUUAUACGAAUUUAGAGGUUUAUAUAUCUUACAAUUAUAUGUCUCCAAAACUAAGGAUAGAUGAUGAGCACACAAACCAUUAACCAAAAUCCUACAACAAAAAACGAUGCCUUUUCUAGGAACCCGGAUCCAACCCAAAGCCCGGUUCAGCUUCCUCUUCAACCCCCCUCCUCCUCCUCCUCCUCCUUCUUCUUCUUUGCACUCACGCAAGCUCUUUCAGCGAACACUUAUCAUGUCUUCGACUAUGACGCAGUCCAACAAAUCAAAAAGACCAAUUUGCCCCUCUUGCUCCAAACCCGAUCGAACCUGCCUUUGCUCUCGGAUCCGGGUCUCUGGAAUCGAGAAUUCCGUGAAAGUAACCAUCUUGCACCACGCAUUGGAGAGCAAGCACCCCCUUAAUUCCACUAGAAUCGCCAAGCUGGGACUCAAGAACCUCACUGUUGCAACUGUUUCAGACGUUAAUUUCGGUGCCCGGUUUGUGAUUCGGUUAAUUGACCCGAAGUAUUUCAAAUCGGGUUCUUCGGUUCGCAAUGUGAGAAGUAAUGGGUUGCUUUGUCGUCAGUUUGAAGAAGCUGGAGGGAUCCGGAAGCUGUUUUGUGAGAAAGAUUGUAACUUGGUUGAUUCUAGUGGUGGAAAGUGUGGUUUGGAAAAUGGUGUUUAUUUUAACUUGGUUGAUAGUGCUGGAAAAUUUGGGCUGCAAAGUUAUGGUGCAUUGGUGAAUGGUGAAGUUGAGAAAAGUUCCAAUAUUCCAAGUUUUGAUACUAAUUGUGCUGGAAGGCCUGCUAUUACUUUUAAUAUUGGCAAAUAUGGUAAAGUUAGUUCUCUAUCUCAUAUUUGGAUGUCAGAUUCUCAAUCCAGCUGGUUGUCAAGUUUUGACUAUGUUUUGGAUCAUGAUGAAGCUUGUGAAGCACUCUCAAAAGGGUUUUUGGUGAAGAAGUUUCAAAGCAGGAAAUUGGAUAAUAGGGGCAUUGAUUUGGAAGAAUUUGAGGAAUUUGAGAUUGAGGUUCCACCAGGAUCAGCACUACUAUUUCCUUCUGAUAAGGCUGUUACUAUUGGUGAGCUUGAUGCUAUUGGUUUUGAGGUGAAGAACUUGAUUGUUCUGGAUGGAACAUGGUCCAAGGCAAAGAGAGUGUAUAGUGAAAACCCUUGGUUGAAUAUCUUGCCUCAUUUGAAGCUAGAAGUGAAUGAGAUGAGCUUGUAUAGUGAUGUAAGGCACCAACCUAAAGCUGGUUAUUUGUCCACCAUUGAGAGCAUUGUGCAUGCAUUGAAGGCAUUUGGGGAGGAGAAUCAUGAGGAUUUGGAUAGACUCUUGGACACUUUUGAGGCCAUGGUUGGAGACCAAAGGCGUUGUAAAGAUGAGAGAUUGAGCAAAACUCUUCCCUAGUUGAUGAGGCCUUUUCUUCUGUUUAACCCAAAAUAGAAACUAUGUUCAAUGAAUUAAGAAUCAUUAAACCUAUGAGUUUUUAGCUCUUGUAUCCCAAGUAGUGAUAGAACUAUUCAUUUUUGUGUGACUUCUACUUUUUGUGACUCAAAUUACUACAAAAAAUAGUUACACAGACAUUUUACCUGUA